CUCGUCCGCCCAAGUGGCCCUCCUGUCAAACUCAUAAUCCGAGCGCGAAGAACUUACCAAACUCUCUGGAGAUCAGACAAACACACACAAGUAGCCGUCACUCGGCCUAUUUCACCAUGCCUACCAGCCUCGACCGCUUGGAGAAGCUCUUCUCCCGGAGGAAAGACUUCUCCGUCCAAACGAGCCCAUCAACGCCAACCAUGGAGUCAUCGGGUCCCAGGACCGCAAGUUUAGAUCACAGUUUUCCUCAGCCUUCCUUCAUCCGUCCGCGAGUCUCCCGCAUGAAGGCUAGAGAAGAGCGCAUUGUAGCAUCGCAAAAUGAGAGACGUGCCCAGAGCCUCCCGGAGAAUCAGUCCGAGCGCAUCUCAAUACACAUCUCCCACCUAAGCAGUGCAAGCACGACAACUCUUACUCUUCCAACCCGCUCCAUGUCGCUCAAUCACCGCAGGGAAACUCAGCCCGUGGCAAGUUUGCGUGGAUUCGAUUUUCCUUUUCCUCCCACAUCCCCAUCCCCGGCUUCGCCUUUUAGUGCUACUUUCUCUCCGAAAACUCUCCCCACAACGCAUAAGGUUUCCCUCGAGCACCGCCACAGCUCUGUCAUCAUCCCUCCCAGAGCCGACACCCCACCUACCUCGGACCACGAGGACGACUCAAGCAUAAAGGGAUCCCAGGGCCGGCCAUCUUCUUCUCUCAGCAGAGAUUUGCCGACACCUGCCGCAUCUCCAGAAAUGAAGCCCAUCAACGACAUGAGAUCCCGGGACUCUGCAGAGCUGAGCUUGGCCAAGAGAAAGGCAGCUGCAGCAGCGACAAGACGUCGAAGAGAGGAAAAGGCAGCCGCCUUGCGCCGGCCUCAGGGCCAGUCCAGACCUCACAGGUCCAUCACUUCACCAAGUCAGAUCCUCAAGGGUGGAGAUGUCAUGGAUUUCUUCAACCUCUCUGACGAAGACAUCUUGGAGGAGCCAGAGUUGGAGGAUGCCCCGGACACCCCGAUCAUGCCGGCGCCUUUACGACUACCACCCUCCCCGCCGACCCCAGCCUCUACGGUGUCAUCGGUCGGUUCAAAGCGACGAACCUCAUCUAUUCAUGCUGACGACGUCGCCAAAGAAGGAGCGCUGCAGGUCGCUCAGAUUGCGGCCAAGCACAAGUUUGACCUUGUCUACAUCGUCAACUUGUGGCCCGAAGGAGCGUCAGAGUUGUCGUCACCCACGUUCCGCUCUUCUAUGGAUUUCUCAUCACGACCCUCGAGCAUGAGGAACUCACUUCUUGGGCCCAUGGAUGGACCGAUGGUGGACACAACUCCCGGUAUGACCGGGCGUCUGCUUGCCGCCUACGGCUUGUCAAACCUGACCAGCCCUUUCCGCAUCUCGGCUACUGUUCAGUCCAGAAUCUUGAAGCAGGAGGGCUGGAUGGAAUACCGCAGCGAUGAUGCGCAGGCGGGCGAGAUCGCCCGGGGUUAUGGCCACGCCUUUCACACGGCCACUGGCCGAAGAGGCUCCGCGAACUCGAGUCCCCGAAGCCCGGGACCGCUAGACGUGUCCCAGAACGAUCGCGGCAUUGUCUUCGCCGCCUACCGCUACCCGAGCAAGGACUCCCAAACAACCGGGUGCACCAAGGAGGAGCUCGACGCAUUGCGCGCAGAUGCUGAAGGCCUCGUCGACUACCUUGUCGCCAUUCACAAGGCGCGACGCCUCCGGGAUCCCAUGACACUACAGACGCUGGUCGAUGAGGACGCCACGCCUUAAUCAACGCCAACGCCAGCGCCACACUUUAAACACACCGACACGACCGUUUCUGAUUUAUACCAAACGCGCGAUCAGUGCAACG
This is a messenger RNA of Colletotrichum phormii, 1824 nucleotides long. RefSeq lists its product as uncharacterized. Lineage: Eukaryota; Fungi; Ascomycota; Sordariomycetes; Glomerellales; Glomerellaceae. The coding region runs from base 117 to 1742 and encodes 541 amino acids. The transcript has a single exon. The record is from RefSeq and is a predicted model, not a curated record.